Loxodonta africana (African savanna elephant) is the source of this 20021-nucleotide messenger RNA. It is a transcript of the gene CYRIA, whose product is annotated as CYFIP related Rac1 interactor A. Gene Ontology annotation, biological process: regulation of actin filament polymerization. The record is from RefSeq and is a predicted model, not a curated record. The coding region runs from base 15458 to 16816 and encodes 452 amino acids. Gene Ontology annotation, molecular function: small GTPase binding. The transcript is spliced from 13 exons. NCBI's taxonomy places the organism in Eukaryota, Metazoa, Chordata, Mammalia, Proboscidea, Elephantidae.
UUUUUUAAUUCUUCUAACACUUCUGGGAUAUGGAGGGCACAUUGUGUUUUUCCCAUCUUAGAGGUGAAAUAAUUGAUGGUCAGAGUCCCAAAGUCAUUUGACUCUGGCCGCUACUGCACAACUGACGGUGACAUAAAAUGCAAGUCUAACAAUGUCACCCUAUCUCUGCCAAAUCAUAAAUAAUAAAAUCCCAUGACACAGCUUCUAUUUAGAGUGUAGAUUCCUUAUGUGGAUUUGUCAGGCCUUUUUUUUAUUUCUAUGACCAGGGCAACCCCUGGCCUGCUCCUGCUGAAGCCGUUGCCUCACUUUCCGGUCUGAGCUUCUCCUCUGCCCACCCCUUCUCGUUGUCACACUUGAGCCAUAAGGAGCUACAUAUAGUUCCUUAUAUCAAGGGCUUCCACAUUCCUUUCCAUUUUCUUGCCCUGUGGCCUCUGCCUCAAUGCCCGCCUUCCCCAUUCUCAUCCUCCAUCCCCCUAUGUGCCUGGCUAAGGCCAGUGGAGUCUUCCAGACUUGGCUUAGGCAGUGCCCCCUCUACAAAACCUUUUCUGACCAUCUUUACACCUCAUGGGGCGGGGGAAGAGGUUAGCUGGCCGUCACUGGUGCGUCCACAUCAGCCUAUUCCUCUCGGAGUAACAAACACCACACUGUAAUUGGCAUUUCAUGUGUUAUUUUCUCUCAUAGCCUAUAAGUAAAAAAAUAUUUUUUAGAUACUAGCAAAUAAAGGUGAGGUAACAAACUUUUUUUUUUUUUUAGCAAAUAAAGGUGAGGUAACAAACUUCGUUUUCAUAAUCUUCAUCCCCAGAGGUGGAACAUGUACAGGAAGCUAGAGAUAGGUUGCAGGGUACCUCUCGGUGGAAUUCUUCCUCCCUGUUAUUAUCUCUGUGUCUGGGUGCAUCACAAGCAGGGACUCAGCCCAGAUGGUAGGGUUAUGUGACUGUCCUGUGGGCCUGCCAAGUGUGUGGCUGCAUCCAGAUCCCACCCAUGGGAUCACAACUGCUGCCCACUUAUCACCCCCACUGACCCAACCCUUGACACCACACCCUAUUGACAUGUUUAAGAGGGAAGCUGGUUUCCCAAGUCUGUGUCAACACAGUCACUGAUGAAGAAGCAGGUCAUUAUGGUAGAAUGAACACAAGUUUCACAAUUAGACAGACCCACAUGAGAAUCUCAUUGAUGCUGUUGACUAACUGUGUGACCUCAGAAAAGUCACCUAAACGCCAGGGGGUUUGGUUUCUAUACCCAUAAAGGAAGAGCGAUUGAUGCUAUUUUGAUAAUUUGAGAUUAUUUUGUAGAGCACUUGGUACAUAAGGGAUAGUCAUAAAAUAAGCCACCAUUAUUAUGAAGAAAUUCAAGCUUACAGUACAAUAAAUCAUGGGAUUAUUAAUAAUAUAGCAAAAGGAUUCUGCCGUUAUUGAAGAAAUCACCAUAUUUUUGCUUUAAAUAUUACAGAUUUAAAUUUUAAAAAAAUUGUUUAAAGCAUGAACAUAGGAAUGAAAUUAAUUAAUUAAUUAAAAAUCCAGUUGCCAUUGAGUCAGCUUGAUUCCUGGCGACCCUGUAUGUGUCAGAGUAGAAUUGGGCUCCAUAGGGUUUUCAGUGGCUGAUUUUUCAAAAGUAGAUUGCAAGGCUUUCUUCCCAGGCCCCUCAGGGUGGACUCAAACCUUUAGUCUUUGGAUAACAGCCAAUCAAGUUAACUUUGCAUUACCCAAGGAUUAACUGUUUAGCCUUAGACUUAUCUCUUUACUUCUCUUAGCCUUGGUUUCUGUAUCUCUGUUGUGGGCAUGGAGCCCUGGUGGCACAGUGGUUAAGUGCUGUGGCUGCUAACCAAAAGGUUAGCAGUUAGAAUCCAUGCUGUUCCUUGGAAACCAUAUGGUACACCUAUAGAGUACCUGUGUGACCUCAUAAAAGUCAACUAAACACUCGGGGCUUUGGUAACCUGUAGGGUUGAUAUGGGUCAGAAUUGACUCGAUGGCAAUGGGUUAUUGACUUGAUGGCAAUGAGUUAUUGUGGGUGUAAUAAGACCCACCUUGCAGGGUUGUGGGUGUGAGAUGAGAAAUGAAUGCUCCAAGAGGCAUGGAAAGGACCAAGCUUCACGAAGCACAGGGCUGGCUUUCAGUAGGUGGCUGUUUUUUGAAAUUUCUUCCCCUAAAGCUGUCUUACUUCCAUCCUGUGGCCCUGAUCCUACCUGAAUCCUAACCAGCUUGUUCCUGAGCUCCAAGUAAGCCUUGGAGAGGAAGUGUAGAAAUCUGAAUAAAAACAUUCUCUCAGACAAGAAACGUGACUCAGCACUGGGCACUGAAAAACAGCAUCGAAUGGAGAGUCAGGAAGAAAUUCAGUACCAGGCCUGGGAUGGUCACCUUCUCUCCUGGGUCAUGGGGUCCCUCAUCCUUCAAGUGAAGGAAGUAUUUAGGUGACUUUUAGCUCUUGCCUUCCUUGAGUAAAAUUGAGAGUUGAGUGAGUUGUCAUUCACAGACAAGGAAAGGAAAAAUUAUCUACAUCAUUCUACUCACAGCUCUGGUGCCUGAGAAGCCACUGGGUCCUGCCACAUCUGGAAUUAGCUCUGAACUCUUGGGCUUUUAAUUAAAGGGCUUUGUGAGUCAGAUGGUUUAUGACCACGUUCAGAUCUUAAAGGCAACACGGAAGGAGGUCCUGUAAUCUGUAGUCUACCUUUUCUAGAAACCAGCUCCCUCUCCCAGUGUGAGGGCUGGGAAUUGGGAGUCUCACAGGGGGACUUUCCAGGAAAGGCUGUGGUUGAGCUUCACCCCACAGCUUUGCUGACUUCAAGCCCCCGAGGCCCAGGAAAGUAGGUAUGUGCCUGUCAUCACUAUUCUUUAUGAGUUUCUGGGUUGUGCCUGGCUAGUCAGAAUCUGUUGUGGUUCCUCAAUGGUUGCCAGUUGCUCUGUUCCAACAUCUGUAGUGUUUCUUACCAAACGCCGUUUCUGCUUCAGAUGGUUUGUGCUGAAUGCAUUUUUAAUCCCAGGUGGUACAGGGGAUAAAAGGAUGUCUUUAAAAAGUGGUUUUUGAAUGUGUCAAAAGCAAAGCUGCCUGCUGUUUGUUUUUUACAAAUUGCCUCCCCAGAGGAGAGCUUGGAACCUCACCUUUCAAGAUGUCUCAGCUUAUAUUAGAAAGUGACUUAAAUAAAAUUUCUCUUCUGACCAUUGCUGCUGUGGUUGUCAGGCUAGCGAUCAUUUGUCUAACCCAAGUCUCCAGGGCUGUGCCUUCUCACCAUUUCAUCUUGCUGUGCUCCAAAGGAGGUAAAUCACACUUGUGAAAUUCUUCUACCUAGUGUCCCUGUGGAGAUGUGUGCACUGGUGUGUGUGCUUCCUAGAGAGACUGAAUUAUGAUUUCAACUAGACCUAUUGGUUUUUCUCAUGGAGCGCCUACCAUGUUCUGGGCAUCAUAUUAGAGCAAAAACUUUAUGAUCUUUUAGGUUCUAUAGCCAUUGGCCUUUGAAGUUUCCUGCAAAAUCACCUCAGUUCCUUUACUUUUCUUCCGAAAGCUGCUAUGUUUGAGGUUCUUGAAUAGGCCACCCUAUUGGAAUAUCUUUACAUCAGGGUUUCUCAACCUCGAUACCACUGAUAUUUUAGGCAGAAUAUAUCCUUCUUGUAGGGGGGCUGUCCUGUGCAUUGUAGGAUAAUUAACAGUAUUCCUACCUUCGACCCGCUAGAUACCAGUAGCGUCACAUACCCCCCAGUUGUGACAAUAAAAAAUGUCUGCACACAUUGCAGAUGUCUCCUCACUGUUAUAAAAAAAAAAAAAGGUUGUCAUCCAGUCAAUUCCAACUCAUAGCAACCCUAUAAGACAGAAUAGAACUGCCCCUUAGGGUUUCCAAGGCUGUAAUCUUUAAGAAAGCCGUCUGCCACAUCUUUCUCCUGAGGAAUGGCUGGUGGGUUCAAACCACCAACCUUUUGGUUAGCAGCUGAACACUUAACCACUGCACCACCAGGGCUGCUUCCUCACUGUUCUACAUUUACCAAAAUUCGUUUAUGCCCCUUGUCUUAUUUCCUCCUUGAAGUUAUGUGGAAGCAAUAAUUUUCGUUCCCUUUUACAGGUAAAGAAACUGAGGCCAAGAAAUUACUGCUGUCGUUGAGUCGAGUCCAACUCGACCCUAUAGGGCAGAGUAGAAUUGCCCCAUAGAGUUUUUAAGGAGUGCCUCGCGGAUUUGAACUGCUGGCCUUUUGGUUAGCAGCCGUAGCACUUAACCACUAUGCCACCAGGGUUUCUUGAGGCCAAGGAAGGGAGGAAAAUGGCCCAAGUCGAAUAGUGAGUUGGAAGGAGAGCUAAAGCUACCAUCUAAGUUUCUUGUCUUCCCAACCCAGUGGCUUCAUGGAUCAUGCAGUAAUGUGCUGGCAAAUGUUUCAUAAGUGGCUUUCUAGGGAGGCAAGAGCCCUAAUGUGGAGCAUUUGCCAAUUUCUGUGGUGUAAAUUCUUCUACCGUGGCCGAUUUCAACACGAUUUAAAUGUGAAGUUGGGAAGAGAUGCAGACAACUGACUCUGGUGAGCUGGUGCAAACCAUCUCCAGGAUACCAGUGGAAUCAUGUGUGCCUCUGUUCAAAUAUAAAUCUAGCUCUCUUUUAAACCUUGUUUCUUCACCCCCUCUCCCCGCCCCCCGAUACCCAUAGACACACACUUAUUACAGUGAUGUGCUAUGGGGGAUGCAUUAGCCUGGUAAGGGUUUCUGAUCACCUCUCUCUUCUGUGAAGUGAACAAUUUCUUCUUAGAAUCUUUCCAUAUAAGGGGUUGCAGGAGCAGUAAGACAGCCCUGGUCUUAGAACAGAACCCUUAGGGAGAUCAUCAACGGUAUCACUUGGGCAGAAUGAACUCCUGGGCAGGGACUAAGUGCUGUUGUUCCUUGUUGAACACGUUGAGUAUUUGGUGCUUGGGAGGUAUCAAAGUAAAGUCGGUCAAUGCGCUGUUGGAUGUACUGCUAUGGCUUGUAGGAGAAGGAUCUUGGCUGGAUUUUAGCUGAGAAAUGAGCUAUGACUACUGUGAGCCUUAAUUUCUUCACAUGUAAAGAGAAAUAAUAAUCUACUCUUCACUGUUGUUGUAAGGAGCAAGUGAACUAUCUUAGGAAGGCACUCAGUCCAAUAUCUCUCACAAAAUCGAUGCUAAUAAAUAGAUGAAAUAAAUAAUUAAAUGUUGCCCUUCCCCCCGCCAUCUUCCUUUCCUAAAUAUAUUCUUUAUUCAAUUCCCGCAGCCUUCGGUCCAAGUUGCUGCCGUUAAGAUACAAGCUGAUGAGGCAUAAAAGGUCUUUAGAUCCAGAGAAACUUGCACCUUAGUAGAAGUGCUCUGGAAGGCAUAAAGAUCCCAAUGAUCAAAAAGAGUAAAUCCCUAUUGCUCUAAUUCCAAGCACUUUGGGGGUACAGAACAGGAAAUGGGAGCACCUCACCAAAGAGGGUAAAGAAGGACCAUUGGCUUCACUGUCAUGGGUACCUGGGUUUGGUCCCAAAUCUGUGUGACCCUGAGUGAGUCUUAUAACCUCUCUGAGUGCAGAUGCGUACCCGCCCCCUUUGUUGCUUGACUGGUUGGCUGGUUGUCAUUAUAUUGUAAGCUCAUCAAACCUAAGUACUUAGCUGGUCUUGAAUCAUACCUUGAUUGGGAUCAGUGCCAUAUGCUCCUAGCCAUCUUAUCUGUGGUCCAUCAUCAGACCUAGGAGAGCCUAGGACUGUGGGAAGAACCCUUAGCUGGUUAUCAGGAGACCUCAAUUCUCAACCUGCUUUGGAUACCACUUGAUUACAUAACCUCGAGAAGUGGUUUGGUGUGAGUAGAAGGUGGCUAGCCCCAGGGAAGGGACUGGAGCAGAGUGUGGCAUUUCGAUUUUAUUCUGAAGGUUGCUGGAGUCCUUUGAAGGGUUUGAAGCAGGGGAAAUGCAUUAUCAGAUCUGUGCUUUAGAAAGUUCUUUCGGCAGAGAUACAGGAGCCACAGUCCAGGGAGGAGAAAACCAGUUAGAAUAACAGUCUAGUUAAAAAGUGAUGGGGCAGUCAGCAGGCACUAAAUGCUGCCUGGGAAAGAGAGGAGAUGCUAUGAGUCCAGAAAAAGGGGAGGGGUCGAUGUGGAAUGCAGUAUAAGAGGAGCAUCAGAGAAGACUUCAUGGAGGAAGUGAGAUGGCUGCUGGCUUGCAGAAUGGAGGUGAAAGCUUGGACUGCGGAACAGGGCAAGAAAACAUGAAGAUGCAGUAAAUUGCAUUUGGGUUUAAGCUGACAGUUUCUAUAAGUGAAGGAGUUCUAAUGGUGCAGGCAUUAAGCACUCGGCUGCUAACCAAAAGGUGGAAAGGUCAGUGGUUUGAACCCACCAGCUGCUCCACGGUAGAAAGGCAUGGCAGUCUAUUUCCAUAAAGAUUCAAAAAAAAAAAAAAUCAAACCAAACCCCAUUGAGUUGAUUCGGACUCAUAGUGACUCCGUCAAGUUUCCAAGGCUGUAAAUCUCUACGGAAACAGACUGCCACAUCUUUCUCCCCUGGAGCCAUUGGUGGUUUCAAACCACCAACCUUUUGGUUAGCAGUCAAUCAUCAUAACCACUGUACCGCCAGGGCUGCUUUUGCAGCCUUGAAAACCCUAUGGGGUAGUUCUACUCUGCCCUGGAGGGUCGUUGUAAAUUGUAAUUUAUUCAAUGGCAAUGGGUUCCUAUAAGGGAUGGGUCCCAGUUAGUAGAGACAUAGAUUUAGGAAGGAUUUGAACAAACCCUGGGUUUAAGAAUAUGGAUUUUGUUAGAAAGUGCUGGCUUUCACAUGGCAAGUGCAUUUUCCUGUAAUCAGUUUCCUUAGGGAUCUUAUCCUAGACAUUUUUCUAAUAUCUGCUGUCUCUCCUUCACUUUUUCCCGUGGCAAGGUGUAGGGUGCCUGAGGCCCUGAGGAGAGGGUGUGUGCAUUCACCUCCUGCAGCCCCGUGCUGCUGGGGAAGGCAGGACCCUUUGUGUGCUGAGAAUUAAUGAAGGGCUGAACACUGAUCAGCUGACUCCUGAUUUGCCUCACAGCAGGGAGCCCAGGAAUGAGAGCAGCUGUGCUAUUGUCUGACGCUCAAUGGCCAGUGUUUGUCUUCAAGGCCAGGGGUGACCCUUGUCAGCACUGUAGAUAAGCUGGCUCCAGCUGUCACAGGUACAUUCUCAAUUGUACCGUCAUGUUGACUCUGACCCUCUCUCCCCCUUACUAAUAAGGAGAGUCCUUGGCCUCCUGUUUGCCUGCUUUGUGUCCACCAGAGUGAGGGAUGAUUGGCUGUGUAGUGUCUGAGUGAAAUGAGAUUUGUACUUUCCGUGAAGUGUUAGAAAACAGAGUUCCUGGGAAAUGGUCUGAGCUUGCUAUCAUUACCUCUCAUGCUCAUUUGAGGAAACUGAGGCAAAGAGGGGUAAAAGGGCUCGCCCACGGUUGCACAACCAGUAAAUGCUUGGGUGAGAACUGGAAACCAGGCACCCUCUGGACUUCAGCGUUUUCCUGUUUGAUUUGGAUUGGGCAUUCUGAAGGAGGGCUCCAUUUUCAUAGUAUUUUUAGCAGAGUUUUGUCUCAUAAGAAAAUAACUUUCUCAAAUGCCAGUGUAUAUCAUAGGUUAAGCUCUUACAGAAACACGGCACUGGAGGGCUGUUCUACGCAUUGAGAGUCCUAAGUUCCAAAGAUAGCUGGGCCCCAGAUUCCUUCCUUCUACACAUUGCCCCAGUGGAGUCCCUGGGUGGUGCAAACAUUUAAGCGCCAGACUACUAGUCGAAAGGUCAGCUGUUUGAACCCAUGCAGAGGUUCCUUGCAAGACAGGCCUGAUGAUCUGCUUGAAAACCAUAUAAAUUUGUUCUACUCUGCAAACACGGGGUUGCCAUGAGUGGGAAUUGACUCAAUGGCAACAAACAACAACAAUAACAACAAGGAUCCAAGCAGAGACUGGAUCCCAGAUCUCUUGCUUCUCAAUCCAGGGUGCGUUGCCUUUCACCCUGGCCUUACCACAUGAGAGGAAUCUCUAUAGAACAUACAACACAAACCACCUAAAAGAUACCCCUUGUAGAUGAUACUGGAGACCAGGGGCCUCUGGGGAGUCUAGAGGUGGUUUGUGGGCCUCAGGUGGUAUUUGUCAUAUGAGACCUGGCAUGGCUUUUGUGUACACAAAUGGUGCAGCUCUUUGCACAAUGUGCUGGAGCAUACCAGAAUCACUGGAAACGUCGACAGCAAAUGACUAGCCAUGCUGGCUCUUGGAUUGUGCUCAGUGAACUGGGACCCUAGCACCAUUUCUUAGUUUCUCACUCUAGCCACCACGGGUGUUGCACCUCUUCCAUUCAUGUGCAACAGUUCAGGUCAGCUUUGCCCCACACUUGCCAAGGGGGCAUUUGUAUUUGCUGAAGGUCAAAUUGGUGCCAAGUAGUUCAGCUGGUCACUUUACAUGGACUAUUGUAGGUCAUCUUAACACCCUCCAAUGGAGCUAUUAUUGCCAUUUUACAUAUGUGGAAGCCAAAGCUCUUAGAGGUCUCCCAAGCUGGGACUGAAAUUCACAAAGGUUGGGCUGUAGAGCCUGGGCUCAUUCCACAGCCCGUUCUCCCACUUUUUGCAAAGCCCCAUUCUCCCACUGAUACUUCCAAAAGCAUUUGUUAUACUAGUUUACUAUUCAGCUACAGAUCAAAAUUCAAAAGCAGCAGUGUGUGUAAGAUCCUUCACCAUCUGCACCAGCCUCUUCUGCUGCUGUGUCUCCGCCGCUUCUCUCCUCCCUCUCCAGCCACUCUAUCCUGUUCACUGCCCUCAUAGGACAGUAGAAAACCCAUUUUACACAUUCAACAAGUAGCAUUUCUCCUGUGCAGGGCCCUGAACUAGUUACAGUAGUCUUCAAAGACGAAUAAGUCAUGGUUGCCCCUGUUAAGGCACUUCCCAUCUUCUGGUGGAGAUAAAACGUGAACAUCAGUAACUAUGGCAGCUUAGAAGAGGAAGCUCAUUUGAUCUCAAAAUAACCCAUGAGGCUUCCCCAGAAUAUAGCCCCAUAUUACCUACAUUUAACAGAUGUCACUCCUGAAGAUCAGAGGGGAGAAUGACUGGCUAAAGGUUACUAAACCCAGGCCAAGCUGGGGAUAGACUCAGGUUUCUUUACCUUCCUAGAAAACAUUUAUGCUACAUUGAGGUGUCCUCCUGGCUUGUGUCACCAGGGAUGGUCAAUCACAGACUCUGCAAUAUGAACACAGUGUUUUCCCUGCCUCUUCUGACACCUUCCUAAUGGAUGACAUGGCAGGGUGUUGGCGCUGAUAUCUCAUACCUGUUUAAGUGUGCCCCUCAUCCCAGGCCCCAAAGCCCUCGAAGGGAGGAGAGAGCAUAAAAAUGCCCUAGUUGUCUGGGAUUUAACUGUACUGUUGCUGAGAGUUGUCAGGGAGAGGAAGAGGCUGAUCUCGUUGGAUUUCUAAGGUACCUCCCUGCUGCCGCCCAACCCAGAGAAGGACCUGCAGUAAUUGACACUGUGAAGUGCCAUCUCAGAGAGAAGGGAAUCUACCUCAGCGCCUUCGUUCCGGGAGUGAGAUGUGAACUCUUUGAGAAACUGGGUAGAAUUUUCUACGGGCCCCAACAAGUUUGACAGGUGUCCUCCUGCCACCCACAUGCGAGUGCUUACCUUUGUGGCUGUUUAGGUGUAACGAAGGUCAUGGACAGAAGUUAAACCACAGCCUUGGGAAAUGGAACAAAUGGGAGCCCCAGAGUAGAGACAUGGGCUCUUGUUCUGAUUCCCUUACCACCCUGCUUCAGUUACCCCAUCUGUGAUGCUGGAACUAGACGCUCUCCAUUGCAGUAGAGCACAAUGGUUAGAGCAAGGGUGGGGUGUCAGUCUGACGGGUUCGAAUGCAUGUUUUACCACCUACUUGCCGUGAACAUAAGACUAGUCACUUCAGCUUCUCUGAGUCUGUCUCUAGUUCCUUCUUUGUAAAAUGUGGACAAUAGUACCAUUUUCAGUAGGAUCGUUAUGAGUUCUAAGUGAAGUAACCACAUGACAUAUUUAGCACACUGUAUGGCACACAGUAAAUGGCAGGUAUUCUGUUGCCAUCAUUAGCUCCUUGAUCUUUGACAAUCUGCAUCAGUCACCAUCAUGUUUUCUUGGCCGCUCGCACUCUCAGCUCCCCAUAACGGAUCCCCAGCAUGAAAGGCCAUAUGCCGGAAUGGAAGACACCUGCCUGUGAGCCGGGAGAACCGAGCUCUAGUCUUGGCUUUUCCAUCUACUUGGUGGGUGGCAUUAGACAAGUUUGUUCCCUUCUCUAGGUAUCAGGUAUUGCCUGAAUAACAGCAAUAAUCAUGAUAGUAAUAAUAACUUACACUUACUUUGGGUUUCAUACCUGAAACUUUUCUUGCACUUAAUGAUUUAUUUAAUCCGUAGAACAACACAAUGAGAUAACAGGAAAAAGAGAAAAAAGCUGUUGAGUCAGUUCUGAAUCAGUGACCCUAUAGGACAGAGCAGAACUGUCCCAUAGGGUUUCCAAGGAGCAGAUGGUGAAUUCGAACUGCCGAUCUUUUGGUUGGCAGCUGAGCUCUCAACCACUGCACUAGCAGGGCUCCACAAAAUGAGAUAGGCACUAUAAUUAUAGCCACUUUAUAGAAGAGGAAACUGAGACAGAAAAAUGAAGUAACUUGCUCAAGGUCUCAAACCAGUAAGUAGCAGAGAUGGGAUUCAGUGAUUCAGAGCCAGUGAGCCUGACUCCAGAUCUCUGUUCUUAGACAACUGUUCUUCACUGCUGCCACAUGAAGGUCCAGACUUUGUUUGUUAUAAAACCUUGUCACCAAAAAUAACGCUUUGUAAAAGCCCCAUGCAAACCUGAUAAAAAGCCUCCCUGCCUGUGUGACUGCAGGAUGCCAGCUCAGAGCCUUGCAGUGGGGACCUCUGAGAUGGUCCUCAGGGACUCAGGUUCCUCCUCCCAGCCCUUAGGCUUCUCUAGUGCAGCCGGAAAACCGCUGGACCAGAAGGCCUGUGAUGCUUCAUGAUUAAAUAAACAUCAGAAGUAGCUUCAUAUUUACCUGCAUUGAUGUGGGAGUUUGAUUCAAAACUGAUUUCCUGGUUUCAGAAGAACCGCAAAUUUUUUUUUUUCCGCUUGGCCAGAGAUUCUUAAGAAGGCAGAUUCUUAAGGAAAGAGAAAACAAAAACUGACUUUCGAAGUCGUCACCUUCCUCUCCGGGCCCAGGGGAUUGAAAGGGAGGAUUCCUAGUCUAAAAGGUUUAUUGUUGUUGGGUGUCAUCAAGUCAAUUCUUGCUCAUAGUGACCCCUUAUCACAGAUGAGAACUAUCCCAGAGGGUUUUCCUGGCUGUCAUCUUUAUGGAAACAGAUCACCAGGUCUUUCACCCGCAGAGCCAAACUCCCAGCCUCCAGGCAGACUUGUUACCUGCUGGGGCUGGAGAAGGGCCAGGCCUGGUCCCAGCGAUAUGCUGGCCCCUGGGAAAACUGGGCAUUGUGUCUUUUCAGUGGACAGCAGUUUCUCCAGUGAGUUGCAGCUGCUUCUCACACUGGUUGCCUAUCCAGCUGCCUUGGGCUGCCUGGACAGAGAGCCACGGACUCCUCACUUUCGGGAUGCUAGCUGGUUAUUAGAACAGCUGGGCAUUUCAGGGCUGGGCUGACAGGGCAGAAAAGCUCACCCAUCGUUUUAAAAUAUACUGUUAAAACUAGUCACACCCUUAUGUCUCAAAGCACGCCUGACUGCUUUGUAAUCAAGUUGCAUCAGCCUGUUUUAUGCAUAAGCCUACAAACUCAACUAAUUUAGGAGACAGUCUGGUGAACAAAGAGAGAUGGCAUUGUUAUAAAGGAGUGUUUGUGUGGAGUGCAAGGCAGGGGAUGGCCUGGGAGAGUUCCCGCCCUACCAACACAACUGCUUAUAAAAAUAACUGACCCCAUGCGACUGGCUGAGGAUCCUGUGUAGAGUGACCAUAUGUCCUUGUGUACCUGGGACAGUCCCACUUUAUGUCUGUUGUCCCAGAGGUAUUGUUAAUAGGGUUCCCUUUCACUCUCAAAGUUUGGAUGAUAAAUUAGAUGACCAUCCUAAUUAUACAUGACCCUGUAUACCGAAGUGGCUAGCAGAGACUUUUACUACAUGUAUGAGGUCCCUUGAGUCGAUCUUGACUCGUGACGACCCAUGUGUGUCAGAGUAGAACUGUGCUCCACAGGGUUUUCAAUGACUGAUUUUUUAGAAGUAGAUCUCAGGCCUUUCUCCAGAGGUCCCUCUGGAUGGACUCAGACUUCCAAUCUUUCAGUUAGCUUAACUUUUUGCACCAUCCAAGGACUCCAAUAGAUGGAUACAAUGCGUGGCUCAGUGGUUAAGAGCUUGGCUGCUAACCAAGGGUCGGCAGCUCAAAUCCACUGGUCACUCCUUGGAAACCCUAUGGGGCAGCUCUACUCUGUUCUGUAAGGUUGCUAUGGCAGCGAGUUUGGUUUUUUGGUAUGGAUGAUAUAUUGAAGGAAAAAUCCUGCCCCUGUGCACUUCCAUAGUACAAAGCUGGCUGUGGGUUAGCACUGUUGCUCAGUCAUGGCCAGGUCAUUUCACCAUUUUACAGCACAGUGACAUUUAGAGGCAAGAUCUAGGGCCAGAAUGUCAGAUAGACAAUGGUUCACAUCCUUUCUCAUCACCAACUGGCUCUUUGACCUUUAGGAGACGAUUUAGCUUCCUCAGCUAAAAAUUGGGGAUAAUCAUACGGACCUCACAGAGUUGGUGUAAUUAUUAAAUAAUCUAUGUCAAGCAUUUGGAAACCCUGGUGGCCUAGUGGUUGAGAGCUACAACUGGUAACCAAGAGGCCGGCAGUUCGAAUCCACGAGGCGCUCCUUGGAAACCCUGUGGAGGAGGUCUCCUCUGUCCUAUAGGGUUGCUAUGACUUGCAAUGGGUGGUUUUUUUUUUUUGUUUGUUUACCUAAAGCAUUUAGCAUAUUUAGCUUAUUUCCUGACACAGCAAGUGGUAACUGCCAUCAUCAUCAUCAUGGUCAUUAUGAGUCCAUCACUAUUAUUAUUUUGGCUCUCUUUUCUCCAUCUGUGAAGUACUGAGUGAUGAUCCCUGUCCUCCGUCCUCACCAUGACUCUGUGGGGCUGAGAUCAGGCAGCAUUCACAGAAGCCUUAUGUCCCUGGGGACAACCCCCCAGGGAAGUACACUGUCAGUGCUGGGGAUGUAGGCAGAGAUCACUUGUCUGCCCGCCCAGCUAUUCCAUCACUGGGGGACAUGGGAACUGAGUUCCCAAGACAUCAUCCCUUCCAUCCACCCUGAUGGCUCUCUCAUCUCGGGCCCUCCCUUUGUCCCCUCCCUGUCCCAGCCUCCUCCCUCCUCCCACAGAUGGUGCAGUGUAAACAGCAUGGCCAGGAUGUCAUUCACUAAUGCUGGCUGAUGCUGGUGGGCGGCCAUCCAAGGGGGACUGGAGACCAAGCUUCUGGUCCUGCCUGCGCAACACCACUCCCUAUUUCCUGCCUGGGGAUUUUCCUCUCCUCCACGUUUUGAGGAAAGGUGUCAGCUGUUCUGGGUAUACUUGUUUUAUUCUCUUUUCUUUUUCAUUUUUUUUCUUUCUUCUCUUACUGCUUUCCCUGCCUCACCCUAUUUUUCUUUCUUUCUUUUAAGUAGCUGAUUAGAGACGGUGUAUUGCAAGAAGUCCCUGGGUGGUGCAAACAGUUAACACACUCAGCCACUAUCCAUAAAGUUGACAUUCAGGUCCACCCGGAAAUGCCUUGAUAGAAAGGCCUGGCACUCUGUUUCAAAAAAUCAGCCAUUGAAAAUCCCAUGGAGCACAGUUCUACUUUGACACAUUUUUGGCUGCCACAAGUCAGAAUCUACUUGAAGGCAACUAGUUUAUUUCAUAAUAGUUAAGAACAGGAAUUUGAGCCAGACUGCCUCAAUUCAAAUGUUGGAUCUCCCACUUAAUAGCAGAAUAUUGUGGACAAGUGACUUAACUACUCUGUGCCUCAGUUUCCCCAUGUGUAUAAAGGGGGUAGUAGUAAUGCCUACCUUUUGUGGUUUCUGUGUGGUUUUGGUGAGUUACUAGAUGCACAGUGCUAAACAAAGCCUGGCACACAAUAAGUUCUUGAAAUGUUAGCUAGUUUUAGUAUCUACCUCUGAACCCUGGCGGUACAGUGGUUAAGCACUAGGCUGCUAACCGAAAGGUCGGCGGUUUGAACCCAUCAACCACUCCUUGGGAGAAACAUGUGGUGGUCUGCUUCCAUAAAGAUUGUGUUGUUGUUGUUAGGUGUUGCUGAGUCGGUCUGACUCAUAGCGACCCUAUGUACAACAGAACAGUCCUGCGGCAUCUUCACAAUUACUGCCAUGCUUGAGCCCAUUGUUGCAGCCACUAUGCCAGUCCAUCUCAUUGAAGGUCUUCUUCUCUUUCGAUGACCCUAUCACAUUACCAAGCAUGAUGUCCUUCUCCUCCUGAUCCCUCCUGAUGACACGUCCAAAGUAUGUGAGACAUAGUCUCUCCAUCCUUGCUUCUAAGGAGAAUUCUGAUUAUACCUCUUCCAAGACAGAUUUUUUCGUUCUUUUGGCAAUCCAGGGUAUAUUCAGUAUUCUUCGCCAACACUACAAUUCAAAGGCGUCUCCUCUCCUUCUGUCUUCCUUUUUCAUUGUCCAGCUUUCACAUCCAUAUGAGGCGAUUGAAAACACCAUUGCUUGGGUCAGGCGCACCUUAGUCCUUCUCUUAGUCAUCUACCCAAAAAAAAACUAGUGCUGCUUUAACAGAAAUACCACAAGUGGAUGGCUUUAACAAAGAGAAAUUUAUUUCCUCACAGUGAAGUAGGCUAAACGUCUAAAUUCAGGGCGUCAGUUCCAGGGUAAGCCUUUUUCUGUCUGUGGGCUCUGGAGGAAGAUCUUUCUCGUCAACCUUUCCUGGGACUAAGAGCUUCUCUGCAUAGGAACCCCAGGUCUAAAGGACACACUUUGCUCCUGGUGCUUCUUUCUUGGUAGGAUGAGGUGCCCAUUCUCUGCUUGCUUCACUUUUAUCUCUUGACGGUCACACCCUUUUUAUCUCUUGCAGGCCAAACCCCAGGGAAACUCCCGUCACAUUGGAUCAGGGAUGUGACUGGGUAAAGGUGGUGUUACAAUCCCAGCCUAAAUAGCCUAAUCCUCUUUAACCUAAAAUUACAAUCACAAAAUGGAGGACAACCACAGAAUACUGGGAAUCAUGGCGUAACCAAGUUGACACAUAUUUUUUGGGGGGACACAAUUCAAUCCAUGACAGUCCUCAAAGUGACAUCUUUGCUUUUCAACAUUUUAAAGUGGUCUUUUGCAGCAGAUUUGCCCAGUGCAGUGUAUCUUUUGAUUCCUUGACUGCAGCUUCCAUGGGUGUUGAUUGUGUAUCCAAGUAAAAUGAAAUCCUUUAUAACCUCAAUCUUCAGUCUUUUCUCCAUUUAUUAUGAUGUUACUUACUGGUCCAGUGACAAGAAUUUUUGUUUUCUUUAUGUUGAGGUGUAAUCCAUACUGAAGGCUGUGGUCUUUGAUCUUCAUCAGUAAGUGCUUCAAGACCUCUUCACUUUCAGCAAGCAAGGUUGUGUCAUCUACAUUAACUCAGGUUGUUAAUGAGUCUUCCUCCAAUCCUGAUGUCCUGUUCUUCUUCAUAUAGUCCAGCUUCUCAGAUUAUUUGCUCAGCAUACGGAUUGAAUAGAUACUCUUGUGACACGCGUGGCCUGUCAGCUACAGCUAAGAGCAGGUUAUCACUCAUUAAGGACAGGGAAGCUGCAGAACUCCAGGAGGCUACAGUCCUGAUUUGGGAAGCCAGGCUUGCCUUGGCUAGACAGCUGCUCACCUGGUUUGUCACAUCAGCCUGGAUUAGUGAACCUGAAUCAACAAGAGAUAUUUCCAGGUUUGCUGGGAUGGGGAAUCUACUCAAAGUCCUUACCAGGGAAAUCGAAAACUAUCCACAUUUUUUUCUGGAUUUUGAAAAUGCCCAGCCCACAGAAGGAGAGCGAGAAAUAUGGAACCAGAUCAGCGCGGUCCUCCAGGAUUCUGAGAGCAUCCUCACAGAUCUACAGGCCUACAAGGGAGCGGGGCCAGAGAUCCGAGACGCAAUUCAAAACCCCAAUGACAUUCAGCUUCAAGAAAAAGCUUGGAAUGCAGUGUGUCCUCUGGUUGUGAGGCUUAAGAGAUUUUAUGAGUUUUCCAUAAGGCUAGAAAAAGCUCUUCAGAGUUUGUUAGAAUCGCUGACCUGUCCACCCUACACACCAACCCAACACCUGGAGAGGGAGCAGGCCCUGGCAAAGGAGUUUGCGGAAAUUUUACAUUUUACCCUUCGAUUCGAUGAGCUGAAGAUGAGGAACCCAGCUAUUCAGAAUGACUUCAGCUACUACAGAAGGACAAUAAGUCGCAACAGGAUCAACAACAUGCAUCUAGACAUUGAGAAUGAAGUCAAUAAUGAAAUGGCCAAUCGAAUGUCCCUCUUUUAUGCAGAAGCCACGCCAAUGCUGAAAACCCUUAGCAAUGCCACGAUGCAUUUUGUCUCUGAAAACAAAACCCUGCCCAUAGAGAAUACCACAGACUGCCUCAGUACAAUGACAAGUGUCUGCAAAGUCAUGCUGGAAACUCCGGAAUACAGGAGUAGGUUUACCAGCGAGGAAACACUGAUGUUCUGCAUGAGGGUGAUGGUGGGGGUCAUUAUCCUCUACGACCACGUCCACCCAGUGGGAGCUUUCUGCAAGACAUCCAAGAUUGAUGUAAGAACAGCUAAGGAGUGGGCUUUCCAAAUAAGAGCAUGCGAAUGGUGGCAAACAGACCCUGCUUCCCCCCUUUCUGCUCCUCCCUCCACUAUGAAAGGCUGCAUAAAGGUUUUGAAGGAACAGGCCCCGGACAGUGUGGAAGGUCUGCUGAAUGCCCUCAGGUUCACUACAAAGCACUUGAAUGAUGAAUCUACUUCUAAACAGAUUCGUGCAAUGCUUCAGUAGAGCACUGCUCAGAGAAGAGGAUCUAUGUACUGACCUCAGAAGAUGUAUAUGUUUACAUAAUUUAAUACAGAUUGAUGUUAAUACUUGUGUAUUUACAUAACCAUUUCCUUCUUGACACUGAAAUAUAUGGACCUUAAUUUGUAUCCUGACUGACUCAAUCCAGCACAGCAUAAAUUGACUUGAGAGCCUUACCUUUGAUGUUUGAAACGAAAACCCCUGCUCCAAAGGCAAAUUUUGGAGACUUUUGCUACUGGAGUCCUUUAACCACACCUGUAACAAUCAGAAAUCCCUAAUAGUUUGUGAUAGUGUUUUAAUUCUAGAUGUGUCAUCGCUCUGGAAAGUAUAGUUAUAGAAACACAAAGUACGCAAUUUUCUGUCUCGGCUCAGCUAUGAGAAACACAACUGUAAUUCUGAGAGAGGGAGAGGAAUCCAAGAAAAGAAAAAUGCAUGUGUGGAGAAUCAAACCCAAGUGUUUGGAAUUCAGCACGCCCCCCUCUCUUUCCUCAAACUGCAAAGCACACGUGCAAGUUUUCUGUUGACACGUGUUUUAUUCAUCAGCAUACUCUCUUUCUGUCUAGAUUUAUUCCCCUCUAACAUUCACUUUUAAUUUUGCAACAGGAAAAUGAACCUGUGUUUUAAACUGUGAGAAGGAAGUAGAAUGCGUAGGUGCGCUGCUGUAGCUGGGCUGAUUGAUGAAGGUGAUUGUCUUGGAAGUGGGAGGCAAGUGGCAAGGAGGGGCACCCAGACAGCAGGACAGUCAUCACUCUGCUUCAACCCCCUGCUUUUAAGGACAAGGACAGGGAACACUGGCUUUGAAAUUAUGGAUAUGUUUUCUGACCUUUCAGUUCUCUGCUGAGUGCUGGAAGUGCCCCCAAAACCAAUUGUCAUCGAGUUGAUUCUGACUCAUGGUGACCCCAUGUGUGUCAAAGUAGAACUGUGUUCCAUAGGAUUUUCAGUGGCUGAUCUGAACUGUAGCUCACCCAAACUGUCUUUUGAGGCACUUCUGGGUGGACUCAAACUUUCAACAUUUUGGUUAGCAGUCAAGCACAUGAAACUUUCGUACCAUCGGUGGACUCCCACCCUUCCUACUGGUUAGUCCGAUUCUCUGUGGUCUCUUUAUGUGGAGACAGAGGUCUAGGGCACUUUAUUAGUUAGCAGAGAACUGGAGGAAUUGGAAGGGGAAAAAAAAUCAAAACUAUAUUUUCUAGAUGCCUGAUAUUUAAAAGCCAGCUCCUCCCCCACCUCACCGUCAGCCUGUUGCUCUGUCUGCCCUGUGAGUAUCUGCAUUCUAGUCCUUGCCCUACAAGUGAGUCACGGUGUGAUCUUGGGAAAUCUGCUUCAGCUCUCUGCAUCUUAUCUUCCUCAUCUAUAAAAUGGGUGAUAAUCUUCAAGAGCCUUUUUAAGGCCACAAGCCAAUAAAAUGACUGAUUCCACCUUCCUUCUUUAGUAAGCAGAGUCUAGUAAGCACUACCCCACCUUAUCUUGAUAAUUAAUAACAGUACAAGGCCUUGAGUUAUUAUUAUUCUGUAGAUCAAAGGGCAUAGAAUGGAAUCUUAGAAAAGUUCUAUUCUGACCUCCAAUGGAAAAUGAGCCACAGAGAAUCCAGUUACACAGGCUCACCUCCAUGUCGGACUAGAACCCAGGGUGCUUCAAUCCUGACUCUAUGCUCUUUUUUUUAUUCCACAAUGUGGCCUAUGGAUACAUAAUAUAGGAUGGGGUCAGACCUUUAUAAAUAAACCCUUAGCCUGGCCUGUAUUAUUACUUGUAUAUUUCUGACAGAAGAAAGAAUAGCCCAGACAGUUAGUGAAUGAGAGUCCCAGAAGUUGGGUCUGGAUAUGUCCGGGUUUGGCAUCAUUACCCACAUCCCAAGGAAUGAGCUGUCAGCUACCAUUGCUUUGUGGACUUUAGUGGCCAGCUGGCAUUCCCUGGAGUCCUCCAAAAAAGGGGGAGAAAUCUUGUUUGUUGCUGUGGUUGUUCUUAAAAAAAAAACAAAGAAAUGCAGACAAGUGGCAGAACAGUACUUUUGUACAGAUUCCUUGGUCUAUAUCUAAGUGCUAGUCAGCAAAGAGAGGACAGGCCCUUUUCCUUGGAGCUUUUCAGGCUGACCAAGGCUGCUUAGGUGGCCAUUCUCUCAUCAGAACAGAAAUACUGUAGAUAGCCUUUGGGAUCUUCUCAAACCUAGGGAUUCUAAAACCCUAAAGGAAGGUAGAAAAUGGGAUAACACCAGGUAAACAAAUUCAGUAACCAUUCAGUUUAAGAAAUGUUCUUCUAUUCAGCAGCCACAUGUUAUGCUUGGGCAAAUAACUGUCAAGGCUAGAAUUACAGAAGCAAAUAAUGUUUACAGGCAUUGGGUCCAUUUUCCUGCUUUACCAGGUGAGGAGAUUAAGGCUUGGAGAGAGGGAAAGGCUUGCCAGCCAUCACGGAAUUAAUGAGGCACAGACCUGGCACUUGAACCCAAGUCGGGUGUUUAUACCGCAGCUGCCUCUCAACUGGUUAAAGGAGAAAAUGGUAGGGGUUAUAUGUCAAUUUUUUAAAAGAAAAAAUAUAUAUAGCAAAUAGUUGAGCACAUUUGCAAUUUUUCUUUAGAAUUUCUAUCAAAUAGGACCAACCAUAUGGGAGAGGCUGCUAGCCUGCCCCAGUUUAGCCAGGCUACCUUAUCUCAUAGCCAUGAGGCACCAACACAUGGAUUCUGAAAAGCCCAGGGCCUGAACUGUUGCCUUUGUUAUCGUUAGGACAGGUUAACUGAAUGUCUGUGAUCACUAACAGGUGAUGGGCCUUGGGUCCACUCCAGAGCUACUGUGGGAGACAAAUUCUUUUAACAGACUGUCCGCCAGGCAUCAGAAGUCCUUGAACAUCCCAAUUAUUUGUGCUGCAUGUACAUGUGUGCAAGACCUGUGGGUGGUUUAGGAGAAAGUGCUAGAGACAGUGUCAAUAUCAAUGUUAACCAUAUUUCAUAUUUGAUGUCUCCUUGUUUUUAAAUAAACAGUGUUUUUCAUGGCUCUGAUAUUUAUUUUGGGCAAGCAACAAGGUAAAAAUGACAUUUUUCAGAUGCAGUGCUGCUUUGAAAUUAUAGCUUUGUUCUCAGAAACCUUUCAUGUGCCAGUAGGAAUUGGAAAAAAAAAAAGUGGAAAUGAAUAUUUUUAAUUGAACUGACCCAUUAAAAAAAAAAACUUUUUUUUUUUUUUUUUAGGCUUACGAUAUUUAA